Schizosaccharomyces japonicus yFS275 is the source of this 1480-nucleotide messenger RNA. Its product is annotated as cycloisomerase 2 family protein. Bases 301 to 1323 code for a protein of 340 amino acids. NCBI's taxonomy places the organism in Eukaryota, Fungi, Ascomycota, Schizosaccharomycetes, Schizosaccharomycetales, Schizosaccharomycetaceae. The record is from RefSeq and is a predicted model, not a curated record. The transcript has a single exon.
AACAUCGCUUACUGUCAUUGGAUCAAAAUGACCAGACACCCAACAGCUAUCUUUCCUUGCCACUUCCAUCAACAAAACUCUUUUUCGUAGCAGAUAACACUUUUAUUUACUAGACUUUCCUUUCUUUUCUUCGACCUUGUUUGUCUGUUGUUUUCUUCAUUUAUUCGUCGUUUCUUGGCAUUUCAGUUUAUACAUUAUCGAUCCGUUCCCGUCUUUCUCAAACUAAAAAUUGAUCUGUUCAUCGUUAAUCACCAGUUCUUCUCGUUUUAACACCUUCUCCCCUUGCUCCCCUUACUCACUAUGAAACUUGCAAUUGGAACUAUUCUCGAUAAACCUGUUGUCGUUUAUGAUUUAAACAAGAAAUGCUUCACUGAUUCUUUAAAGGAAGUUUCUUCACCUACUUGGCUCGAAUGGCACGAAGAGUUACAAACCUUGUACGUUGCUAAUGAAACACAAAACGGUUCCGUUAGCGUUUUCGAGUGGACAGGUAACUCGUUCCGCUUAAUCGAUACUUAUUACAUUGAGGGACAUGGUCCCACCAGUUUGUGUGUACUCGACAAUGGUACCGUAAUUACUGCCAAUUACGACAGUGGAACAGUCAGCAAGUGCCAUCCAGACAUGGAAAAACCUCACAUUUGGGUUCAUGAAGGCCAUUCUGUGCACCCUCACCGACAAACAUCUCCGCAUCCUCAUCAAGUAAUCCAACACAAGCAUUUAGUUUGUUCUGUCGAUUUAGGCUUGGAUCGUAUCACCUUUUUUGAUGCGCAUAAUCACCACACGGAUCCCGUAGCCAUUAUCCAUACCAAGCAAGGUUAUGGUCCUCGACAUGUAGCAUUCCAUCCGACCCUACCUCUCAUUUAUGUCGUUUGUGAACUCAGAAACCGCAUUUGUGUGUACGAAACCAUGCAAUUUCAGUGCUUGCAGGACGUUUCCGUGCUGCCCCCAGGCACCGAGAUAAAACAAGACCCGCGAUUCCCUCAACCACCCAGUGCCGGUGAGAUUGCUUUUAUACCGGAUGGUCCUUUCCUCUUAGCUUCCAAUCGAUUUCUCGGAGAGCUUUCCACAGACACCAUUUGGGGUUGUCAAAUUGACGCGAACACUGGGUUACUGUUUGAAGGUACUGAAGUCCACUUGUCCUUGGGAGGUCGCUGUCCACGCCAUUUCUCUCUAACUAAGGAUACCAGCUUGAUGGCUGUGGCUCUUCAAGACGAUAACCUUGUUCGAGUUUACCGUCGGAAACCCAGAACACUUGACUUUACUGAAGUUCUGACGAUCCAGACCGACAAGCCCGCUUCUGCCGUUUUUUUAGAAGGUUUGGAUUAGCAAUGAACUCUGUAGUAUCAUCGACGCAGUAAUCUUAGUGUGCUACUAUGACAAAGAAGCUAAUGUCUUUUGUUUCUCAAUCUCUUCUCGAGUUUUGAUAGCUUAGUCCUAAACAUUCAUACACUAACAAUACACAAUUAUGUGCAUCAUCUCAACA